Messenger RNA from Apaloderma vittatum (bar-tailed trogon), 353 nucleotides. It is a transcript of the gene ATPAF1, whose product is annotated as ATP synthase mitochondrial F1 complex assembly factor 1. Gene Ontology annotation, biological process: mitochondrial proton-transporting ATP synthase complex assembly. The record is from RefSeq and is a predicted model, not a curated record. Lineage: Eukaryota; Metazoa; Chordata; Aves; Trogoniformes; Trogonidae. The transcript has 4 exons. The annotation marks the transcript as partial. Gene Ontology annotation, cellular component: mitochondrion.
AUUUGGAAUCAGUAUUUUUCUGCAAAAGAUACAGUUUAUGCUGUUAUUCCUGCAGACAAGUUUGAUUUAAUAUGGAAGAGAGCCCAGAAAUGUCCAUCGUUUCUAUAUGCUUUGCCAAGAAAAGAAGGCUAUGAGUUCUUCGUGGGGCAGUGGUCAGGAAAGGAAUUGCAUUUCACUUCCCUAAUAAACGUUCAGACCCAAGGUGAAGCUUCUCCCAGCCAGUUGGUUUUGUACCAUUAUCCUGAGCUGCAGAAGGAAAAGGGGAUUGUGCUAAUGACAGCGGAAAUGGAUUCCAAGUUCUUGGUAAGCGAAAUCUCCUCAUUGGCUUCCUUCAUUUUAUGCUGCAACUCCUC